Messenger RNA from Tupaia belangeri chinensis (Chinese tree shrew), 1643 nucleotides. RefSeq names its product transmembrane protein 72 (gene TMEM72). Lineage: Eukaryota; Metazoa; Chordata; Mammalia; Scandentia; Tupaiidae. The record is from RefSeq and is a predicted model, not a curated record. Bases 261 to 1643 code for a protein of 460 amino acids. The transcript is spliced from 8 exons.
GAGCAGCAAGAGCAUUUUUCCGAGGUAAUGAUUAAGCCGAGCACCUGGCAAGGGCACAGGAGCCACGCCAGGAAGGUGAGCCCUAUUCACACCUCUGCCAGGCUGCGGUGGCCAGGACCGGUUUGAGAAGGCAGGGACCUGGGGCGCAGGGGCCCUGAGCCGGCAGCCACAGCCUCCUGCCUGCCCACGGCACUGGGAACAUCUGAGGGCUGGAGCCUCUGCUACCUACCCUGCGGAGACGCUGCCCUCACCCUUGCACCAUGAAGCUCCAGGUGUUCUGGACUGGGCUGGAAUACACCUGCCGGCUCCUGGGUAUCACCACAGCUGCAGUGCUGAUCGGCGUGGGCACUGAGACCUUCCUCCAGGGGCAGUUCAGAAGCCUGGCUUUCUAUCUGCUGUUCACGGGAGCUGCCGUCGCCGUGUGCGAAGGGUCCUACUUUGUGGCUCAGCUGCUGGGCCUCUGCUUCCAGUGUCAGCCAGGAUCCCUGGCAGGUAGAGCAAGGACAAAGGCCCACUGGCUGGGCUGCUUCCAAAAGUUUCUGGCCUAUGUACUGCUGUCGGUGGCCUGCUUCCUCCACCCUGUCCUGGUCUGGCACGUGACCAUCCCAGGCUCCAUGCUCAUUGUCACUGGCCUGGCCUACUUCCUACUGAGCAAGGGGAAGAAAAGCAAAGCUGCCCCUGCAGUGCCCGCCUCCCCGGAGCAGUACACAGACCCCUCCGGCAGCACCGUGAGCACCACCGGCUCCGGGGACACCGAGCAAACCUAUACCUUCCACAGAGCCCUCAAGAAGGGUCCUGGCUCCUUCUUCAACCACAUGAAAAGCAUCCUGAAGGGGACUAAGAAGCACAGUGUCCUCCAGCCCCCGGACAGCUUGACAGAGCUCAGUCUGGAGCCAGCUGACCCUCUGGCCAAGAGGAAGCAGGUCCACUUCGAAGACAGCGUGGUCAGAAUCAUCCCGUCCCUUGCCGAAGGUCUGGACGAUGGGGACAGUGAGCCAGAGGAGACCACUUCUGACACGGCCCCCAUCAUCCCUCCCCCCCAGGCCCCGCUCCUCCUGUCUUGCGAAGCUGCCCAACGAGCCAAGCUCAUUCUAGAAGCAUCGCUGAGAGCUCCCUGCAUCCCCACCAAGCUUGGGCUUUUGCAAGAUUCCAAGAAGAUGAUGCAACUGAAAGAUGCAGAGGGCCCAGCCCAGCGGGCAGCGGUGAAUGCCAGGGUGCAGGGUGCAGGGCCUGCACUUGGGGUGCUGUGUGCCAGGAUCACGGGGGAGCUCCCUGGGGAAGUCAUGGUACAGAGGGGCGGCUCUGCCGUGCUAGGACACCUGGUAACAGGAUGCGAGGUGAUAAACACGUUUGCUCAAAAUGGGAAGGAGAGAAAGGGAAACGGGGAGCAGGAGGAAAGUGGGCAGGCGGGGUGGUUGAUUAUCCAGAGGAGCUGGAUUCCAGCAGAGCCUAGAAGCUGGGCCAAGCCCUCCCUCCAGGCUCCCACCUAUCUCCAAGCUCAGGACAAUAAUCCCAGCCUUUCCACGCAGCCUGGGACAUACAGAGAUGGUGAGCAGCGAGACCAGCCAGCACACAGCUUCCCCAAGGCCCCUGCUCUCUGGCUGCAGAACUUGCUGGCUAACCCCAACCCCAGCCACUGGUGA